Messenger RNA from Galeopterus variegatus (Sunda flying lemur), 2986 nucleotides. It is a transcript of the gene PIWIL4, whose product is annotated as piwi-like RNA-mediated gene silencing 4. The record is from RefSeq and is a predicted model, not a curated record. The transcript is spliced from 20 exons. Gene Ontology annotation, biological process: regulatory ncRNA-mediated gene silencing. The coding region runs from base 40 to 2553 and encodes 837 amino acids. Gene Ontology annotation, cellular component: P granule. NCBI's taxonomy places the organism in Eukaryota, Metazoa, Chordata, Mammalia, Dermoptera, Cynocephalidae. Gene Ontology annotation, molecular function: protein binding; piRNA binding.
CUUCGCAGUUCUAGAAGCCACUCCGGGAUCCUCAGGAACAUGAGUGGACGGGCCCGCGUGAGGGCGCGAGGCCUCGCCCGCAGCCCCAGAGCCGCGGAAGUGGGGCGCCCCCAGGCCUCUCCCUCGCCUCCAUCCGUUGAUCUUAGUGACAAUGAAGCAUCCUCUAGCAGUGACUUUGUGGGAACAAAAAGGACUUUACAGAAAGAUGAAGAUGGUAUAUCUUCUGGUGAUGUUAGAAGUAACUUCAUGGAAAGAGGUGUGAAAAUUGGACGGAACUUCAUGGAUUUGGGUAUCUGUACCAGAGAGAAAUUGGCACAUGUGAAAGAUUGUAAAACAGGUUCCAGUGGAAUACCUGUGAAACUAGUCACAAAUCUCUUUAAUUUAGAUUUGCCCCAGAACUGGCAGCUAUACCAGUACCAUGUGACAUACAGUCCAGAUUUAGAGUCCAGAAGGCUGAGAACUGCUUUGCUUUAUAGUCAUAGUGAAAUUUCCAACAAAGCAAAAGCAUUCGAUGGUGCCAUUCUUUUUCUCUCACGAAAACUAGAAGAAAAGGUCACAGAACUGUCAAGUGAAACUCACAGAGGCGAGACUGUGAAGAUGACUCUCACUCUGACAAGCGAGGUGCUGUCGAGUUCCCCCGUGUGCAUCCAGGUCUUCAAUAUCAUCUUCAAAAAGAUCUUAAAAAAGUUGUCCAUGUACCAAAUUGGACGGAACUACUAUAAUCCUUCAGAGCCGGUGGAAAUUCCCCAGCACAAAUUAUCCCUUUGGCCUGGGUUUGCGAUUUCCAUAUCACAGUUUGAAAGCAGGCUCCUGUUUAGUGCUAAUGUGAGUUAUAAAGUCCUCCGGAAUGAGACUGUCCUGGAAUUCAUGACUGACCUCUACCACAAAACUGGUGUGUCCUGCUUCACUGAGACAUGUGAGAAACAACUGAUGGGGCUCAUUGUCCUGACAAGAUACAAUAACAAAACCUAUCGCAUUGAUGACAUUGACUGGUCAGUGAGGCCCACGCAUACCUUUAAGAAGCGGGACGGCACUGAGAUCACCUAUGUGGAUUAUUACGAGCAGCAAUACAAUAUUACUUUGUCUGACCUAAAUCAGCCAUUGCUUGUUAGUCUGUUGAAAAGUAAGAGAAAUGACAACACUGAGGCUCGGAUUGCCCACCUGAUACCUGAGCUCUGCUUCCUAACAGGGCUGACUAGCCAAGCAACCUCUGAUUUCCAGCUCAUGAAGGCUGUGGCUGAUGAAACACGUAUCAGUCCUUUGGGCCAGCAGCAGCGUCUGGCCAGGCUUGCUGACAGCAUCCAGAGAAACAAGGAUGCACAUUUCGAGCUAGAGAACUGGGGGCUGCAUUUUGGAGGCCAAAUGUCUCUGACUGGACGGGUUGUGCCUUCAGAAAAAAUAUUUCUGCAAGACCACGUAUGUCAACCGGUGUCUGCUGCUGAUUGGUCCAAGGAUAUACGAACUUGCAAGAUUUUAAGUGUGCAGCCUUUGAAUAAAUGGUUGGUUUUUUGUAGUAACAGAACCGAAAAUGGGACUGAAAGCUUUGUGAACUGCUUGAAAAGAGUUGGAAGUUCCAUGGGAUUUAACGUGAGCUACCCCAAAAUCAUAAAAGUACAAGAAAACCCAGCUGCAUUCUUUAGAGCUGUACAGCAACAUGUUGAUCCUGAUGUUCAGUUGGUGAUGUGCAUUCUGCCUUCUGAUCAGAACUAUUAUAAUUCUAUUAAAAAAUAUUUGAGCUGUGACUGCCCAGUCCCAAGCCAGUGUAUCCUUGCUCGGACCUUGAAUAAACAGGGGAUGAUGAUGAGUAUCGCCACCAGGGUCGCCAUGCAAAUGGCCUGCAAACUCGAAGGCGAGCUGUGGGCUGUGGAGAUACCUUUAAAGUCCCUGAUGGUGGUCGGUAUUGAUGUCUGUAAAGAUGCAUUCCGCAAGGAAGUGGUGGUGGUUGGAUUUGUGGCCAGUGUUAACCCCAGAAUCACCAGGUGGUUUUCCCGCUGUAUCAUUCAGAAAGCAACUACUGAUAUUGCAGAUUGCUUGAAAGUUUUCAUGACUGCGAGAUGCAGUGCUAAGACAGCAGUGCAAAGACGGAUGCAGGGUUCCCACUUCCUCACCAGCCCUGGCCUAGGUCUCUCAAGUAGUGUGACAGAAUCCAGCUCAAAUACCAGCUCCAGACUGUCGGUGAUUGUGGUCAGGAGGAAGUGCGUGCCACGAUUCUUCACAGAAAUGAGCCGAACUAUGGAGAACCCCCCACUUGGCACGGUCGUGGAUUCCCAAGCUACGCGUUCUGAAUGGUAUGACUUUUACUUGAUCAGCCAGGCCGCCUCUCGGGGAACUGUUAAUCCCACCUACUAUAAUGUCAUCUAUGAUGACAAUGGCUUGAAGCCCGACCACAUGCAGAGACUUACAUUCAAAAUGUGUCACUUGUACUACAAUUGGAUGGGCUUGAUCAGUAUCCCAGCACCAUGCCUCUAUGCACACAAGCUGACCUUUCUGGUGGCACAGAGCAUCCAUAAAGAACCAAGUUUGGAAUUAGCCAAUUCUCUCUUCUACCUGUGAUGACAUGAACCAUUGAUGUCCCUGGGUGAAGAAUCCAAGGAGUAGUUGAUAUACUUUGUACAAAUCUGACAUAACCUCAAGGCUGUGGUUGGGGAAAGGGGGUUGAGCUUAGUUUUAACUUCUAGGAAAACAAAUUAAACUUAAUCAGAGACAGUUCAAAGAAAUAUAUGUUAUUUUAUUUUGAAGAGUUAUAUGUUUGGAGUAAAUUCCCCUUGUGGUAUAGAUAGAAGUAAAAUACACUAUCACCUCUAAAGAAUCUCACAAAGUUAAAUAUUUUCAAAGAAAAUAAAUGUUUGCAUGAUAUUUUGAUUGUAGAUAAACAGAGUCUAAUUUCCACCUUAGGUUUUGCAGAGGUUUUCUUAAGUAAUGUUAUAGAGCAUUUUGUAGAGUGGUUUAAAGAAUUAUUAGAAAAUAAAGAAAAUUCAGAGCAUUA